Molecule: messenger RNA, 987 nt
Organism: Zygotorulaspora mrakii
Lineage: Eukaryota; Fungi; Ascomycota; Saccharomycetes; Saccharomycetales; Saccharomycetaceae
Gene: JID1
Product: Jid1p
Exons: 1
Coding region: 1-987 (328 amino acids)
Source: RefSeq, a predicted model, not a curated record
AUGCUAUUGCAAAGAAACGUGCCGUUUAUCUAUAGGUAUCGUCGAGCUUGCACUGCACAACUUAAAACAAGAUCCACUUUAUCGUUUAGCAAGAAUGUACUGAUUAAGCUGAACUUUAGAUUUUUCGCCAUCCCCGCAAACUAUGCUGAAAGUCACAACGAAGGAGGAAAUGUUCAUCAUGAUACGAGGUGGCCUAAUCACGAGAAUCCAACACCAUAUGAGGUUUUUGGUAUCACUCAACAAGAGUGCUCUUCAAGUAGAAAUAUAAACAAAAGCAUCUUGAAGAAGCGAUUUCAUGAGUACGCAAAAUUGUAUCAUCCGGAUAUCUCGCAGAAUGUACGGAUUAUAAGAUCACCAAUAAAGCAGAAGCAACUUGGCGGGUCCUUGUUGUCUUUUGAUGAGAAAGUGCUUAGGUUCAAGAUAAUGACGCAAGCUUAUGAAAUUUUGAGCGACACUGGGAGAAGAAAUCUCUAUGAUCUCACGAAAUCGAACUGGGCAUACGGACCUCAGUCGAGUUCAACGUACGCGUCAUCUCAUGCAUACCCAAGCAGCCAUGGCUACCAGACAAACUCAACAUAUGAGUACUGGAAUGCCGGUACGUGGGAAGAAAUGAACGAUUUAAACAAAGGAACGCAAGAAAGAGAGAAGCUGGAUCCGUGGACAGUGUUUCUGUGGCUUUGCGGCCUAGUGGUAUGUUUAGAGGCCACUGCGUUACUAACGAGAAUCGAAAACUCUUUGACAAGUCAACAGUACACGCACGAGGAAACAGAGUUCGAUUUAGCACAAUCCUAUUCAAACUAUGGCCUAGAUUCUGAUAAGUUUUCAAGACUAAGAAGAUUCCUGUGGUUCAGAACCUACGGACUCUAUAGGGCUAAAGAUGAUCUAGACAGAGAAGCAGAGAAGAACGAAGGCUUAGUUCAAGAUCUCAUAAAAGCUACAGCAGAAAAGGAUAAUGGAGCAUGCAAGUUUUCUGCCUCCAAAAAAUGA